AAGUUAGGGGAGCCUUUUAUCAAUAACAGAGGCAAUCAGCUGACUGCCCGAUAAGCGGCGGGAAUAAAGAGGGUCCAAGAGAAGAUGGGAGCAUAAAGUCUGAGAGCGAAGCUGUUUGUAUGUUUUUAUCAGUUCAGAAUGAGCAUCAACAGCAGCGAGCAGGCUGAUGUUUACUCUAAACUCUCUGGGAGAGGCUCGUCUGUCAGUGAGAGGACUCCUCUGUUGGGAAAUGGAUCAGUACAGAUCCGGACUACAGGAGCCUCCUUCGCCUCCUCUGUGUUCAACCUGAUGAAUGCAAUCAUGGGCAGUGGGAUACUGGGUCUGGCUUAUGCAAUGGCCAGCACAGGAAUAGUUGGGUUUUGCAUCCUGUUAGUACUGGUAUCCAGCCUUGCAGCAUACUCCAUCCAUCUGCUUCUGAAGCUUUGUGAUCAAACAGGUAUCAAUUCGUACGAAGAACUUGGAGAAAAAGCUUUGAAAAAAACAGGAAAAAUUUUAGUGGGAUUGGCUAUUCUCAUCCAAAAUAUCGGUGCCAUGUCAUCCUACUUGUUCAUCCUGAAGUCGGAGCUUCCAGCAGCUAUCAGCAGCCUCGUGAAUGCAGAAAACUCAGGGAAUGCCUGGUAUGAAGAUGGCAGGUUGCUCCUCAUCAUCGUUACAGUUUGUAUUGUUGUGCCUUUAGCGAUGUUGCCCAAAAUCGGAUUUCUGGGUUACACCAGCAGCCUUGCCUUCCUCUUCAUGCUGUAUUUUACAGUUGUGGUUGUGGUGAAGAAAUGGUCCAUCCCUUGUCCCUUGCCUCACAACGUCACAACGCUCCCAGACCUCGAGAAGUCAUCAAACGUAUCCAACUCGGAGUGUACGCCACAACUCUUCGUCCUUUCCAUUAAGAGUGCAUAUGCCAUCCCCACCAUGGCCUUCUCCUUUCUGUGCCACACAGCCAUCCUGCCCAUCUACUGCGAACUGGAGAGACCAACCAAAGCCAGGAUGCAGAACGUUGCAAACAUCAGCAUCAGUCUCAGCUUCCUGCUUUACUUCAUUUCCUCUUUGUUUGGGUACCUCACCUUCUAUGCUCACGUAGAGUCAGAGCUGCUGCUCGGCUAUGGAGAGUACCUUCCCCGGGACAUCAUGGUGAUGACGGUUCGGCUGGCCAUCCUCCUCUCUGUGCUACUCACAGUGCCGCUCAUACACUUCCCUGCCCGUAAGGCUGUGAUUGUGCUGUUGUAUGGAGGACGCUACUUCUCCUGGCUGACCCACACAGUCUCAGCUCUGAUUAUCCUGAGCGUGGUGCUGAUGCUGGCCAUCUUUGUGCCUGACAUAAGGAAUGUGUUUGGAGUCGUUGGAUCAACGAUGUCCAGCUGCCUGCUGUUUGUUUUUCCAGGCGUCUUCUAUCUUAAAAUCAGCGGCCAGCCGCUCCGAUCGGCCGACUCCAUCGGGGCUAUAUUUCUAGUGGUUUUUGGGCUAAUAAUGGGUGGUACCAGUCUCUGUGUGAUCAUUCUUUCCUGGGUGUUCAGUUCCUGAAUCCGCUCCGACCAAAACCCAGUCCAAAGCAGGAAGGAAAGGGAAAUAUGGACCAAAGAAACGGAACCUUGAAAGAAAUCAGCAUCAACUCAGGGACUUUUUUUAAUGAACACUAAUGCAUUUGCAUUUUUUUUGAUUGCAACAAACUUUUACUACAUAUUGACUUUAAAAACAGACAAUUCAGUUCAGCAAAAAAAUGUUUUAUUGAUCCAAAAAAGGGAAAAUGGACACAAAAAGAUAACAGAACAAAUAGAGGUUUGUUCUGGAUUUCAAGAUGAAGAAGGGUUGAUUUUUUUAUUGUUUCAAAGCUGUGGUUUUAAUUAUGCACUUUAUAUAAAUCAAAACAACAAUCUAUUUUUAAUUCUCAAACACUCAUAAACAAUCAUUUUUUUCUGCAAAAAUCAUUUCAACCUUUAAUCAUUCUUGUCCUAGUAUGUGUCUGUUUCUGUUCACAAGCUCAGAAAAAGUUUGUCUCACUAUUUUUAUAGCAACAGGCAUUAAAGGAAAGGGAAAAUGUUUACAUGAUGAAAUGCUUGUUUACUUGUUUAACCACUGAAAUGUCUUCCUUAGAACAGACUCAUCUGUGUAAACAUGUUAUGAUGCUGAGUGCCACUCUGGCCUUAUGCUGCAGCUCAGCUUGCAGCUAACAAAAGCCACACGCUCUACACUUUUCCUACCAUGAAACUGUUGUUCCUCUUUAUGCUGCCUCUCAAACGCUCUUUGCAAUUCAGAGUUUAGGUGGAUGUUUGAGGAGGGCCGCUUCCGCUUACGGUGGAUGUGAAAAGUGUGGAAACUCGUUUUAAAAUGUCUCCAUAUGUGAACAAAACAAAACUAUGAUGAACUGCUUUUGACUCAUCCAAACAUUAAU
Cyprinodon variegatus (sheepshead minnow) is the source of this 2380-nucleotide messenger RNA. RefSeq names its product solute carrier family 38 member 6 (gene slc38a6). The record is from RefSeq and is a predicted model, not a curated record. NCBI's taxonomy places the organism in Eukaryota, Metazoa, Chordata, Actinopteri, Cyprinodontiformes, Cyprinodontidae. Gene Ontology annotation, molecular function: L-glutamine transmembrane transporter activity. Gene Ontology annotation, biological process: L-glutamine transport; amino acid transmembrane transport. The transcript is spliced from 16 exons. Bases 139 to 1512 code for a protein of 457 amino acids.